GUCGUGUGACGUUUUGGCAGGGUGUUUGCCUGACAGGUACAUUUGGGUGGAUGUUUUACCUGUCGUAAAUUAGCACAAAAAAACUUUAUAAUAAACAAUUUAAUUAGCAUAUAAUAGCUCAUAGUAAUUGUUUAAGUUAAGGAAAGCCUGGGUGAGCGAGUUGUAAAUAGAGGAUUAAAUAUUCCGUUUUUCACAAGUUUCGAGGCGGAAACACCAAAGACACAAGUUGACGCUCCUGCUUGAGAAAUGCCAGGCUUGGCAGAGAUAUGUAUUGGCAUGCUGUCGCUGCUCCCUCUGGCUUGGGCCAGAGUAGUCUACAGCCACAAUGAAGUGUUCCUGGGACAACAGUCUGCGUCCUCGUACCUGUCUCGCUCGCUGCUCUGGAACAAAUGGGACCUGGAGCUGGUGACGCCAGACAGCCUUGAGAGGGAGUGCAUAGAGGAGGUGUGCACCUACGAGGAGGCCAGGGAGGUGUUUGAGGACACAGCCCAAACGAAUGUAUUUUGGAACACAUAUUCCAGCAGUCACAAUACAGCUCCCAGAGUGGAUGUGUCGGGUCUAGUGGCAGGAAUCUUGGCUAUUCUAGUGUCUGCUGUCAUAGCCAUGGUGCUGGGCUGCUACUGUUACAAGAACAAAGCUGGUAGAACGGCAGGCAGUGCUCCAGUGAGGAUGGUUGUGGAUGGCCAGCCUGCCCCAGAGACAGUGCCUCUGGCUGGGAUCAUCGCUCCAGGACUGCCCUCUUACGGCGAAGCCCUGACACGCAGUGGGCAGCAUGACGCGCCCCCGCCACCUUACUCUGGGGGGGCGCCAUCAGUACCUCCUGACCCAGCUGACAAUACUGAGAUUACUGCAAAUACUGAGGACACUGAGUGAAAAGGAGGAAAGGACGUUUUAAAAAGGGCCAUUCAUGAAGAGUGGGUGUGUGUGUGUUACAAGCAUCAAUUGGAGUUCUGGACAGUUAUAAGUGAGCACAGCUGUGAACAUUUCAACUCUUGUGAGUUGUUGAAAUAGAUACGGGAAAUGUCCAUAUAAUAGGAGAGCAUUUCAUUUUUUUUAUUCGGGGGAAGAGGGGAGUUCAUAGGGGGGCAAGGCUGAAGGAUGUUAUAGAUAGAGAAAUGAAGGGAAUGGGAUGAAGACUUGUUAAGAGGUUACCUGUGAGAAAGAGAAGCAAUCCCUUGAUUGCAAAAUGCAUCAUACGGGGAUGAUUCCUGUAUUUUGAAAGUUACAUAUCUUGACAACUUGAUUGAUGACAAGCAAAACAUUUUGGGACUAUUUCAACAAUGGGCUAAUGGAAUUUCCUUUAAUAUGUAUAAACUAGCAGAUGGUAUAGAAUUUAGGUCAACAUGUUGGCUAAUGUUUGUUUCAUCUCGGUUGUUUCUAUCUGUAUUGGUACAUGACAGACCGCUCUGAAAUUAAGUCUAUAUUUAUACACAUUUCUUAUUCAAAACAUUUGAAUAAAACGUUUUGCACCUAGCCCACUGGUCAAUCAGACAGUCAUCUAGAUUCCAUAGAGUUGCACGUUUCUUUCCCCCCCCCCUCUGCUCAGGGUCUGUUUAUUUCUCCCGAUUCAGAAAUGAGUAAUCCAAAAUGUUACGGUACUGAUUACUUUAUUUUUUGUUUAACCUUAAUCAAUAACGGUUACAUUUUUCAAGUAAUCCGCCCAACCCUGCAUAUAUCUGCACUCUUUAAUCGAAAUGUAUCUUGCAUUGCUCCCAAAUGUACCCUUUUGGCCUGUGCUACACUGUAUUCUGUCUGAGAAUGUUCUCUGUGUAUAUGACUAAAGGCUGGUCAGUCUGCAUCUGAGGUGGCCGUAUAGCAUUUACUACGAUGCUGCCUUCAUACUUAUUGUGCUUAGCUGAGCCGAGCUAUUGUGAAGGAAAUUGUCAAGGAAGUGAGUUCGUGUUUAUAUUGGACCUCCCGCUCCCACCUACCCUCAACCAAUCAUGUCAAUGCGGAGCUAUACAGAGCCCUUCGCUUUGUUACAAAAUUUGAGAGGCGCACGGCGAUGUGGUACAGCGCAUGAUUUGGCCUCUGCAUUCCUCUGGUGGCUCCGCAAUUGCGUCACACCCGUCAUACGAAGUCUCUGACCACAUUUCGGAUCAAACAUAAAUUGGCUUUUAGAAAGAGUUGGAUUAGCAGACACUGCGUAUGUGUGUGUGUGUGCGGGCACUGGAGAGGGAGAGAAAGCGAGUGAGUGGGGAGAGGGAGGGAGUGUGCUAACAUGCGAUCCAACCAGCCGCUCUAAAAAAAUGGCGUCUUAAGAAGAAAAUGACGUGUAACCCUCACAUCAAGAUUCUAGUAUGGCCGCGAAACCUCUCUUCAAUUCUCUCAGGUCUAUUUAUAAUUGGUUUUGACAAAAGAACGCGAGGAACAAUACAAUAUAUGUUGAUGCGCGGUACGAAUAUUGUAGUCGUUGCCAAAGUCAGAAGGCCCGCCUACUUGACCAAUCAGAUGAGGGAGUGGAUCACGCGUAUGCUGACCAGUUUGCAGGGGCAGACGAGAGACAUGCAUUUAUGCUGCGUUCAAAUGCUAGUCGGAUCUAGGAUACUGACAUUUCUGGCUUGCUAAAUGGUUGUAGUUAUGCACGUGCCGCGUUCAACGAAUCAUCAAGUCGGAAAUUCUAGUUCCGACUAGUAAGUGAACGCGGCACCAUUUUUAUCACUGAUUUCUUUAUUUAUUAGCUAUAAUAAAACCAACCGUUCUAAAUGUAAA
Messenger RNA from Oncorhynchus kisutch (coho salmon), 2712 nucleotides. RefSeq names its product proline rich Gla (G-carboxyglutamic acid) 2 (gene prrg2). Gene Ontology annotation, cellular component: extracellular region; plasma membrane. Gene Ontology annotation, molecular function: calcium ion binding. The record is from RefSeq and is a predicted model, not a curated record. The coding region runs from base 247 to 873 and encodes 208 amino acids. The transcript is spliced from 7 exons. Lineage: Eukaryota; Metazoa; Chordata; Actinopteri; Salmoniformes; Salmonidae.